AUGGCUGACAGUUGGUGGGAUGAUUUCUCAAACAAUCCCGCUACGGACCUUGCUCCGCUUGUUUCUCUUCUUGGAGAAUCUCCAACUAAACAAUAUAUUAGCGAGUGUCUGGCGACCGAGGACAUCAUUAUCUUUGCUGCCGCACCUAUAGGUGUAAUUACCGCCAUUGUGUCUGCUAUUCGAGUAUGCGGGACCCCUUCACUGAGAGCAUUUGUUAGCAGAGCUCAAGAAGGCGCCGGUGCUAUUGAGGCAGAGCUGUGUUCUUCCACUAGUCGCGACGUCUGUGAGCUCUACAAUAACGGAGGCAUCGCCCGAGUUUUUGGGCGCCCUAAGCUACUCGAGAUUGUACGCGAUCCCCAAGCUCCUUUCGAUGAAUUUUACCCUUCCAACGGGGCAAAAGCGACCGCCGGUAUAUAUUCAUUCGAAGAAUAUCUGAAAACGAAUAGAGGUAAAAGCGAAUGGAAAUUGCAGCGGACUUGGUUGGAAAAGUGGAAGAAUCCUACGGAAACAACGGAAACAGGUUCUCAACAGGGCCCGGCGAAACAUUUUGCACCUAACCCAAAUCUUUCCCAAAAUAUCGGAAUUAAGCCAUAUAGUCAAGGUUGGUUCAUAGCCGCAGCUGCGGUAGGAGUCAUGAUGCAAGCAUUCGUCCUGGUAUGGGCUAUACUCACGAGGUAUCACUAUCAGUGGGUGAGGAAUAGUCGUCAAGAUCAAUACGCCGUUCCAUUAACCGUCGUUAGCACGGUAUCCCUCUGUCUAGGAGUAUCUCUAUGUGCCCGUCUUAUAGAGAGUAAGACGAAGGAACGCUAUUAUGAACGAAAAGACCCACAAAACUCCGAAAGCCUUUCUACAAUGUACUGGGUCCAGCCUGGGAACCAAAGGAUAGGGGACCAGGUUUUCGAUGCAUUUGGUUACUCUGGCAGCAUGUCGCAUCUUCGAAAAUAUAUUACGUCGUGGAAAGACCCUAAUGAUGAUCCCUCCACUGUGGGUUGGAUUUGGGUUGCUUUGGUUACAACCGUAAUCGGUUUUGUCUGCCAAUUUCUUGGUCUAAGGGCUUGCCACUCUUCUGUUGCAGUUGUACAGUUUGGUGUCACUAUCAUAAUGAGUCUCAUCCGCGCCGGGCUUAGAACUCAACGAUUGAGGAAAGAAGACAACUUCAUGAUGAAUGAACCCGGACUCUUUUCAGGGGCACGAACUAGAUUGCUUGGCGAUGAAAAUGGGCAAUUUAAGGGCCGAGGGAACCCACGCUCCGAUAAAUUUAAAGGAAACCGCCGCGUUCAAGCCGAGAGUGAAAUAUCCCAGUGGCUCAUAGCGAAGUAUUGCGUCAAGAGCCUGAAUGAUGCCGUCAAGAGCUUUUGUUUUAGGACUCGACUUGCCCGUAUCACAGGAUUGAGAGAGCCAGACUCGGGGGGUAGUAGUAAUUGGAGUGACGAAUUAGUCUCCAUUCGAACUACGGCCUUGAUUCUAGCCCGCGCUAUUCAUGAUACUAUGCGUAUCUUCUCUGCCGGGCGUGUGAUAUACCAGAGAGCCUUCGCCAUAUUCUGCAUGGUCCAAGUUGAUCCAGGUAUGAAUGUAUGCGGGGAGAGCGAGGUCUACUUGUCAUUGCGGAAACAGAUUGACGAAGAUAUAAAGCCUGAGGGUACAUGGAAAACUGACCCUUUUGAGAUAGAAGCUUUACUUGGUUUGUGGAUGACGAAUCAACGUAUAAAUCGAAUUAUCGGCCUCGAUGGGUAUCUCAGGUUGGAAACGGCCAUUCGCGAGUACAACCAAAACUUUCGUAGUGCACGCGACCCGUGGCAGCAGCGGAAAGAUGGCGAGGCGUUAAAUUUGCGGUUGCAGCUGUUGAGAGCAGACUGGAAUUCACCUAUCGAGUAUGCACGAGCGCAAAACGCGGUGUGGUGGAAAGAUGGCAAGGAGUUCGUUACCCGUGAAGAAGGGCCGCAGGGUGAACCCCGCGACCAGCGACGAUUUUUUGGGUGUUGCAACUUGGAGGAGAGGACUCCGCCAGGUGAAAGCUUUGCAGUUCUCGAGGUAUCCUCUGAGAAAAGUCUCCAAAUGAAUUGUGCCCAAGGGAUUUAUUCAGUAUUUCUAAAUGCGAUAGUGUCUGCUGUGGAGAGAGUAGAAGGCUCGCGGAUCGCCGAAAUACAAGAUGCGAUUAUCGAAGCAGGUUUAUGCGAUAGAGACGACUCUUUUGCGUGUGUAAUUAUUUUUAUAAAGCGUUAUUAUUAUGGAUAG
Molecule: messenger RNA, 2235 nt
Organism: Hypoxylon trugodes
Lineage: Eukaryota; Fungi; Ascomycota; Sordariomycetes; Xylariales; Hypoxylaceae
Exons: 4
Coding region: 1-2235 (744 amino acids)
Source: RefSeq, a predicted model, not a curated record